Molecule: messenger RNA, 1823 nt
Organism: Striga asiatica
Lineage: Eukaryota; Viridiplantae; Streptophyta; Magnoliopsida; Lamiales; Orobanchaceae
Source: the annotation of a GenBank genome assembly
CUAUUAGCCGGCCCGACGACUCUUGAGUCUUGAAGUGUACUACUAACAAAUAACAAAUAAGGUAGUCUGAACCUCGCUGCUUUUUCACUAGCACAAGCCAACCUCGAUCCAACCAUAUAUUCUAUUCAUAAUUUUCACGAACUCCGUCCUUUAUUAAUUGAAGAUUUUAUCUCCCGGUCAGAGAUUGAUUAAAUCGGUUAACUAGAUUUUUUUUUUUGUUUUUAUGAUUAUAUUAAUCCCUGAGCACAAUUUUUUCUCGCUGAUUUGAGUUUUUGAGCGGUAUCGGCGCUUCUGAGCAAUGGCGGGCAUAGCAAUAUUGGAUCUACUGAGAAGAAACCCGAAUUUUGGUAGCCAACCGAUUAAUUCGAGAGGUCUGUUAUCCGUGAAGCUGGUCGGAGCUACCUCUGCUGCCGCUGCUUCUUUCGCCGUUACAACCCCUUUUGCUUUCGGGGGUUUGUUCGGAAAUGGUGUCCCACGGGUCGCCUACUGUGAUGCUGGCAUGGAAGCUUUAAGCGAAGAUUACAUUUCCCACAUACGGACUGCAUCUGGGAACAUAUUUCAGAGUGAUGCUUUGAUAUACAGCACCAAGCAAUAUGAUAUUCAGUUGAAACCGCUUUUGUCUGCCUUCCACUGGAAAACUUUUGCGCUGACAUCACUGAGGUCCUUUCUAUUGUUUUAUUUGCCACUUGUGGAGCCCCGCGGACUCAAGGAAGAGGACGAUGAUGAUGAUGACGAUUUUCUUAAGCCCGAGGGGAAGCCAGUUGAUUUGGUUGUUCCGUUUAAGAAAUCAGUGAAACAAAUACUUCGUGAGACAAGUGUAGUUACUACGAGACGUGUUCUGGAAAGGCUUGCGGUUCAUUAUGUUUCACAGCGGAUGGCCUGGAAGCUUCUCAAAGUCGAUUUCGCAUCAAAGGGUUUUAAUUUUAUGCACCUGCCUUGUAUUAAUUACACUCCAUCAACUGUCACAGAUGUUCCCCAGUCGGCCACUCGCAAGGCUACAAGAGGACUGCCAACCACGACUUACUUUUUCCGCGUCAGCAGAACCACUCUAAGAGGUCACUGUCUUGGGGUUUUGGCAUCAUGGAUUGUUCAAGUCAGCAUUGAUGUCUAUCGUUUUUUCUCUUCUCUAACUAAAUCUCCACAAGAAGAUGAGAUAAUUGAUACAGCAGAUCAGCUUGAGAUUCUCGGGAAGAAGGUUUACGGUGCCACAGUUAGGUGUGGAAGCUCUCUCAUUUUUGCAUCUAUUGGUGCUGGGAUUGGGGCACUGUUGAUUCGCCCUUCAACUGGACAGUGGAUAGGAUGUGCUGUUGGGGAUUUAUUGGGACCCGUUGUCGUUGCAUUCUGUUUCGAGAAGUUUCAUUUGGACCUCUGAGCUAUGCAGCUGGCUAGGAAUGUGCCCAGAACACAUCAGCAUAUUCUUACAAUGUCAUCUAGGACUUCCUUUAUAUAAAAGGACGGUUCCUGCAAUAACUAUGACCAAAAACGUGAAAAUUGUAUGUUUUGUUUUUUAUUUUAUUUUUUUGUUUUUUGUUUUUUUUAAUUUCUUUUAUUUUCUAUAUCCUCGUUUUCGUCGAACUUCUACAUAAUUUUUGGCCCUUUUGGGAUUCGACAAAGUGGAUAUUAAUUAUAGAAAACUCCCAAGUAGUUUUUCUCAUGAGAGGAAUUGAGGUUCAAUAGAUGUCAUGUUUAAUUAGGGCUAUUUUCUGGUAAAACUGUCUUAGAUACUUAUUCGUUAUUAAAUGCUUUGAUCAUCGUUUGGAUUUGUUGAACAAAGACUCGAGUCAGUGAAGACGAGCUAACUGACAUUAUAUCUUUCAGAAAAU